Daldinia caldariorum is the source of this 1440-nucleotide messenger RNA. RefSeq names its product Sec62/63 complex, subunit Sec66. NCBI's taxonomy places the organism in Eukaryota, Fungi, Ascomycota, Sordariomycetes, Xylariales, Hypoxylaceae. Gene Ontology annotation, biological process: post-translational protein targeting to membrane, translocation. The record is from RefSeq and is a predicted model, not a curated record. Gene Ontology annotation, cellular component: Sec62/Sec63 complex. The transcript has 3 exons. The coding region runs from base 135 to 833 and encodes 232 amino acids.
AAAAAGGGCACAUGCUAAUUGCCUACUUCGGCUGCAUUUCGAUAUUUUAUCAAAACGGUGUCUUUCACAUUUCACAUCUCUCUCUUUUUUUUUCCACAUUUUCCCAGUCUACACCAUUUGACUGAGCACACAAGAUGUUCGACAUAGAUUGGAUGAGCCUUGCGCUCCCGUUUGCAUAUAUCGGUGUUCUUGGAGGUUCCUUGUACACAUUUUCGACAGUUUAUCGAAAACGCAAGGCUUCCGAAAAUGCGAAUCUCGAGCCGUGGUUCCCGCCGCAUCUGCAACGGAAUAUCUACCUGACUCUGCUACAUAUGGAGCCCGAAGCCGGUCAAGAGAAGGCGCCGAAAGUCCCCGAUAGCGUCAUCCGGGCCGCGCUGCUGCGGAGAGCUGUCGAGGACAUCCGUCGCAUCAUCCACAUCCGAACCUCGAAGCAGGCCCUUAACAGCUUACUGCAGCGGGGCAGCGUCGGUGAGGAUCUGAACCAGAGAUUUUUGAGGGCCGAGAAGGAAAUCGAAGAGGAACUCCGCGACGUAGUAACAGAGGCCAACGCUCUUUCUCCCGGCUGGGGCCAGACCAUCUUCCAGUCGGCAAACGAGAUCAUGGCGAACACGGUGCUGCGCGCGGGGCUCGAGGAGAUCGAGAGCCGGGGGGAGGCGGACAAGGAGUGGUGGGAGAAGCGGCGCGAGGCGAUCCAGAAGGACUUCAUGCGGGAGCUGGACGAGGAGUCGUCGACCAAGGGCUCCUCCGUCAAAGGUAGCGACGAUGACGCGGUGCUGGUCGACUCGGGCUCUUCUCCUACUACGCCCAGCAAGAAGAAGAAGGGCAAGAAAUGAAACGAGAACAGAUAAACGACCAAACGAACAAGUAAUCAACCUUUUGGAAUCUGGGAGGAGGGGAAGCGGACGAAGAGAGUCUCUUCCUGUUUGGCAGCCAUCCUGCACCGGUACCUACCUCCUAACAUAGUAUGUAUUAGCCGGUGGGCAUGUUUUGCAUUGCAUCCGGCGUUCAGGUGCGGGGGUUUACGAAGGGCUAUUGUGCGAGAGAGCACGACUGUAUUUACGUAGGUAGACUGACUACCAUGCUGGGCUUGUAGGUAUUAGUACGAAGAAAAAAAGAAUUGCAGCAUGAUUUAAAGGUUGGAAUAUGAUGUUUACUCCUUGGCCACUUAGUGUAUUAGGUAUUGAGCUCAUCUAUUCCGUAUAUCUUGAUUAGAUUGAGAGACUGCUCUAGCUAUAAGAUAGUGCUGCGAUAUCUGGCUCUAUGGAAUAUUCGCGGGAGGUUUCCCAUGAUAGAAGAUAUAUUCUUGCAUUGACAAUAUAGGGGAACAAACGACGUAAGUGAGGAGAAAGUCCAAGUCCAAGUUCUACUUAUAUGUUACGCCCUCCGCCCUGGUAUAGCGGUUUGCUUCAGCAUAGUUGUCAAGUAUGCAAUAAUCCCAAU